Mauremys mutica (yellowpond turtle) is the source of this 2949-nucleotide messenger RNA. It is a transcript of the gene KCNJ13, whose product is annotated as potassium inwardly rectifying channel subfamily J member 13. Bases 210 to 1310 code for a protein of 366 amino acids. Gene Ontology annotation, cellular component: plasma membrane. Gene Ontology annotation, biological process: regulation of monoatomic ion transmembrane transport; potassium ion import across plasma membrane. The record is from RefSeq and is a predicted model, not a curated record. Gene Ontology annotation, molecular function: inward rectifier potassium channel activity. The transcript has 4 exons. Lineage: Eukaryota; Metazoa; Chordata; Testudines; Geoemydidae.
AACCCAUUUCAAAGAAGAGAUCUCUACAAACUACAAUUGUGGACAGUUUCUUGCCUGUACUGGGACCAGAACAUAAGAUUAUUGCAGUCUACUUUUUGGACCCAAAACCUCUCCCCCUUUCCCCUGCACUCUGAUAAAAGCUUCAAAGACAUUGCCUAACAUCAGCAGUGGCCUGAGUAUGUUCAGCAGAAGAGGCUCUCCCCCAGAAGAUGAGAUCAGAUAUGAUAGACAGCAACAACACUAAAUCUAGUGCCCCUCUCCUGGAUCAAAGGCACUUGAGGAUGGUGACUAAAGAUGGACACAGCACACUACAGAUCGAUGGCACCCAAAGGAAAGGUCUGGCAUACCUACGAGAUGCUUGGGGAAUACUAAUGGACAUGCGCUGGCGAUGGAUGAUGCUAGUCUUUGCUGCUUCUUUUGUCAUCCACUGGCUAGUCUUUGCAGUGCUCUGGUACCUACUGGCUGAGAUGAAUGGGGACCUGGAGUUGGAUCAUGAUGCCCCACCUGACAACCACACCAUUUGUGUUAAGUACGUCACCAGCUUUACAGCUGCUUUCUCCUUCUCCCUGGAGACACAGCUCACUAUUGGUUAUGGCACCAUGUUCCCAAGUGGGGACUGUCCUAGUGCUAUCGCCCUGCUUGCCAUACAGAUGGUCCUGGGGCUCAUGUUGGAGGCCUUCAUCACAGGUGCUUUUGUGGCAAAGAUUGCCCGUCCAAAGAAUCGCGCAUUCUCCAUCCGCUUUACUCAUUCUGCAGUAGUGGCGCACACAGAGGGCAAGCCAUACCUUAUGUUCCAGGUGGCCAACACUCGUCCCAGCCCACUCACCAGCGUUCGGGUUUCAGCUAUUCUUUACCAAGAACAGGAGAAUGGUCAGCUGCAUCAAACUAGUGUGGAUUUCCACCUGGACAGUAUCACGUUUGAGGAGUGUCCAUUCUUUAUCUUUCCACUGACCUACUACCACUCCAUUACCCCAUCUAGUCCUGUAGGUGUUCUCCUCCAAGGGGAUACCCCUCGCCAUUUUGAGCUAGUAGUCUUCCUCUCAGCAAUGCAGGAGGGCACAGGGGAAACAUGUCAGAGGAGGACAUCCUACCUCCCAUCUGAGAUCAUUCUACACCAUCGCUUUGCUUCCAUGCUGGCCCGAGGUGCCAAAGGGGAAUAUCAGAUCAAGAUGGAGAAUUUUGACAAGACUAUUCCUGAGCUCCCAGCUGCAGCAGACUCUAAGAGUCCAAAGAGGACUGACAUGAAGAUUCGCAUCAAUGGACAGCACACUGACAGCUUCCAGAUUUCCGAGACUGGUCUGAUAGAAUAGAAUUUGGAUGUGGUGCCAUUUUUUUUUAAAAAAAUUUUACAUUAAACUUUCAGGUUAAACUUCCAGCCUUCCUUUUCCCCCUAUUUUCUUUCCCCUUUUCUCCAUCCUUUUGAUUGCAGUAUAGUGUGCAGAAUAUAAAGUGCACAUGUAAACUGAUGAGAGGCUGUUUUGACUGCACAGAAUAGAAAGUCUGGGACAAGUACCACAGUACAAGUUCUGCAAAAGUACUAGUGCUACCUGCUGAAUUCACUAGACUAUGAUUAAAACUACACUGACCCUGAAGUAUGAGACUUUCAGACUCCCACAGUUGACCAAAACCUAAUUAAAUGGUAUGUGGGUAGAACACUAUGGCAAAAUGGGCAGCAACAGUACAAUAGAAGACCUCAUCUAAAACUAACCCGAGGUUAAAUUACACUAGUUUGGGGGAUCAGCAAUGAUGUAGUUCCAAGACCGUUAUAACCCUUUUACAUUAACACUUUCUGGGUACAUGGUUACAUCAAUUUUCGGAUGGCUGAACAUCCUACUAAAAUCAUUGCCAGUCUUUUCAGUGGCAGUGAAAUGCAUUCCAGAUGUGCUUGUUUAUUACACGAAAUCAAGAGUACUGACUGCAGUUCUUCAUUCCACCAGGUUGGAAGGGGGUACAAUAUCUCUGUGACAGGUCUGUGAAGAUGGCAAGUGCCAAAAAUCCUGAAGUGUAUAUAUGACACAAACAUGCUACAGUGGAGAUAUUUUCAUACUUGGAAACAUUUAAUAAAUUAUUUCAGCAGUAGAAAACAGACUGUUAUACAGCAACUCAUAUUCUUUCAUGUCUCUUGGCACAGUGAAAUUUCAUGUGUUCUCAGCUUUGCAAUCUUACACUUCGAGUAGUUCUGGCACCACAGGAUGCACUAUAUCUACCAAGAACUGCAUCCAUUUAUAUUUUACACUUUUUAAUAUAAACAUCUAUAUCUGUACGCACAGCAUAUAGAUAAAUCAUAUCUACAAAAUCAGACACAUUUGAAUUAAUUUUAAAAUAAAAAAAUUGAAACAAGUGCUUUAUACAUGGGACUUUUUUGCCAGGAGUGCCUCGUAAGAAUACCAAGAACAAGGAACCGUGCUCCUAUAUGCAACAAUUUCUAAUAUGAUAAAAUGGGCUAACAGUUAAGUGGACUGUCUCCUGUUAAGUCACAACUUCUCAGCAAUGGAAUGCAGCUUUAAAAUGGCUAUUCUGUAUUCAGAUUGAAACAGCCAACAGUUACCAUCAAAAUAAAUGUUGCCAUUCAAGGAUAAUUAAAAGAGACUUUUCCCUGCAACAAAUGUGGCAUAACCACUACUAGCCAGUUUAGAUAAAACUAUGUUUAUAUACUGGAGCUGAUUUUAUUGUAAAGUGACUAACAGCAGGAUAUAUAGUCUGAAGCCAUAUUAGGAGGGCACUGUCUAUUGGAGGUCUUUUUUUCAAACCCAGAAGUACAGAGGUUGUCAAGCUCUGGUCACAGAGAACCUGGUAGGACAGCUGUUUUGUCAUAAGGUGCCAGCUGCACCUCAUUUCCAGAAGGUAAUAUCUAUUAAAAAGACAGCUAAAGAGAUAUUAAAAUAUUAUUACUUUUCCAUGUUAACUACUGUUGUAGUUGUCACAGGAACGUGUUAUAUACACCACAGG